Messenger RNA from Moesziomyces antarcticus, 1410 nucleotides. RefSeq names its product translation initiation factor eif2 gamma subunit. The coding region runs from base 1 to 1410 and encodes 469 amino acids. The transcript has a single exon. The record is from RefSeq and is a predicted model, not a curated record. Lineage: Eukaryota; Fungi; Basidiomycota; Ustilaginomycetes; Ustilaginales; Ustilaginaceae. Gene Ontology annotation, molecular function: tRNA binding; translation initiation factor activity; GTP binding. Gene Ontology annotation, cellular component: eukaryotic translation initiation factor 2 complex; cytosol. Gene Ontology annotation, biological process: positive regulation of translational fidelity; formation of translation preinitiation complex.
AUGGCAGCAGCAGUCGCCUCGAACGGCGACGUCCAGCAGAUCACCAAGGACCUGCAGGCGGUCAGCAUCGACUAUGACAACCUCAACCCGCUCAGCCCCGAGGUGAUUGCCAAGCAGGCAACCAUCAACAUCGGCACCAUCGGUCACGUCGCACACGGCAAGUCCACCGUGGUCAAGGCCAUCUCGGGCGUCCAGACCGUCCGUUUCAAGAACGAGCUCGUCCGAAACAUCACCAUCAAGCUUGGCUACGCCAACGCAAAGAUCUACAAGUGCGAGCGCGACGAGUGCCCGCGUCCCCAGUGCUACCGCUCAUAUCCCUCGGACAAGGAGCCGCACCCCGACUGCGAGGUGCCCGGCUGCGGCGCCAAGAUGAACCUCCUCCGCCACGUCUCCUUUGUCGACUGCCCGGGUCACGACAUUCUCAUGGCCACCAUGCUUAACGGUGCCGCCGUCAUGGACGCCGCAUUGCUCCUCAUCGCCGGUAACGAGUCGUGUCCGCAACCCCAGACCUCGGAGCACCUUGCCGCCGUCGAAAUCAUGAAGCUCCAGCACAUCAUCAUCCUCCAGAACAAGGUCGACCUCAUCCGCGAACAGGCGGCCGAGGAGCACUGGAAGAGCAUCAUCAACUUUGUCAAGGGCACCGUCGCCGACGGCGCGCCCAUCGUCCCCAUCUCGGCGCAGCUCAAGUACAACAUCGACGCGGUCAACGAGUACAUCGUGAAGCGCGUGCCCGUGCCCACGCGCGACUUUACCUCGCCACCGCGCCUCAUCGUCAUCCGCUCCUUCGACGUCAACAAGCCCGGUGCCGAGGUCGAGGAGCUGCGCGGCGGUGUUGCCGGUGGUUCGAUCCUGUCGGGUGUGCUCAAGAUCGGCCAGGAGAUCGAGGUGCGCCCGGGCAUUGUCACCAAGGACAACGAGGGCAAGAUCCACUGCAAGCCCAUCUUUUCGCGCGUCGAGUCGCUGCUCGCCGAGCACAACGACCUGCAGUUUGCCGUGCCCGGCGGUCUGAUCGGCGUGGGCACCAAGAUCGACCCGACGCUGUGCCGUGCGGACCGUCUGGUGGGCCAGGUGCUCGGCGCCGUGGGCCAGCUGCCUGCCAUCUACACCGAGCUGGAGAUCAACUACUUUUUGCUGCGUCGUCUGCUCGGCGUCAAGUCGGACGACAAGAAGCAGACCAAGGUGCAGAAGCUCGCCAAGAACGAGGUGCUCAUGGUAAACAUCGGCUCCACCUCCACCGGCGGCAGAGUGAUGAGCGUCAAGGCGGAUCUCGCAAAGAUCUUCCUCACCAGCCCGGCGUGCACCGAGGUAGGCGAGAAGAUCGCCCUCUCCAGGAGAAUCGACAAGCACUGGCGUCUCGUCGGUUGGGGAACCGUGCGUCGCGGUACCACGCUCGAGCCCGAGAACAACUAG